This is a messenger RNA of Candidula unifasciata, 993 nucleotides long. The record is from the annotation of a GenBank genome assembly. Lineage: Eukaryota; Metazoa; Mollusca; Gastropoda; Stylommatophora; Geomitridae.
AUGCCUCGAUUUUUCGGAAGAAAGUCCAGACAUAGUGAAAACAUUGGGGAGUCUGCCUCACAGAAUCGAGAUAGUCUGGUCGCUGCCAACAACAACAAUGCACCCAGUUCAGAAAAUUCCAAGAGGAAGAGCGAAAUAAACAGCGAGGCAAAAACGAAUAAAACAUCAGUACUAGAUGUGCCUCCGCCAAUUGCACCAGUGCAACCGUCUCGACCGAAGCUGGUCUUUCACUGCCAACAAGCUCAUGGCAGUCCUACUGGGAUAAUCUCGGGCUUCACAAAUGUCAAGGAACUCUAUCAGAAGAUCGCCGACUGCUAUGACAUCCCUGUAUCUGAGAUUUUGUUUUGCACACUCAACACCCAUAAACUUGACAUGGCACAUCUGCUGGGUGGCCAGAUUGGCCUGGAGGACUUUAUCUUUGCCCAUAUUAAAGGUCGACCAAAGGAAGUGGAUGUUGUGAAAUCAGAAGAUGCUCUAGGACUCACUAUCACAGACAAUGGUGCAGGGUAUGCCUUUAUCAAACGUAUCAAAGAAGGUAGUAUCAUGGAGAAUGUGCCAUUUAUUGCUGUAGGUGACCAUAUUGAGAAAAUCAAUGGAGAAGUUUUAGUUGGAUGUAGACAUUUUGAAGUUGCUAAAAAGUUAAAAGAAAUUCCCAAAGGAGCAACAUUUACUUUGCGGACAGUUGAACCACUGAAGUCGGGCUUUUCCCAUAUAGGACCAGCCUCCUCCAAAAAAGGAAGCAGCAAUAUUGGAUCUGGAAAGCAGACAUUGAGACUGCGAUCAUCAGGACCUGCUACAGUAGAAAUACCUGAUGAUGUGGUUCACAUAGCCACAGACAAGCUCAACAACCUACUGGAGUCUUUCAUGGGCAUCAACGAUGCAGAACUAGCCCACUCAAUAUGGGAGCUGGGAAGCAAGGCAAACAACCCACAUGAAUUUGCAGAGGGAAUUUAUUUUUUCUUAGUAUUUUUCAUAGUGAAUGAGACUAAAUAA